Truncatella angustata is the source of this 2268-nucleotide messenger RNA. RefSeq lists its product as uncharacterized. The transcript has 5 exons. Gene Ontology annotation, molecular function: zinc ion binding; DNA-binding transcription factor activity, RNA polymerase II-specific. The record is from RefSeq and is a predicted model, not a curated record. Gene Ontology annotation, biological process: regulation of DNA-templated transcription. Lineage: Eukaryota; Fungi; Ascomycota; Sordariomycetes; Amphisphaeriales; Sporocadaceae. Bases 471 to 2201 code for a protein of 576 amino acids.
GAAUAGUCACAACAAUCACAGAAAGCGCCGCCGGUUCUCCGGCUGCGAGGAUGCCCCUGUGGUAGUUGCCCAUGAUCCUUCCUCUGCAUCUGCCGUCUGCUCGCCGCUGGGGCGCUACUAUAACUAUACUGAGACAGAGUUACAAAUACUUGAACAUGCCGCCUCAAUCAUCAACUGUCAAGUUUCAGACAUUACUGCUUUGGACAGAAACCCUCAUCGUCACCAACCUGUAGACUACCGCCCUCAAAAGAGGUUGCGUGUCGAUACAAACAUAUCGCCAAUGUUGGCGGAGGAGAAACCACACACCGGAUUCCCGGCUAGUGGACAUGUUGAGAGUUCACCAAGAAAUAAUGAUGGGGAUGCCACCUUCUCUCUGGGGAUUGGACGUUCCAGGCUGGCGUCUUGUUUGGCGUCUUUCUGUUCACCUUGCACAGCCUCUGAGCCACCAGGUUCGUACCAGACCCUAUUGAAUGUCCUGGGCCGCAAUUAACUGUCUAGAAGGCUAUUCAGGGAUUUCAACCACAGAGUAUGGCUUUGAAGAUAAACCAUCCUCUCUCAAUGGUGUUGUGACCUCUAGUCCAAGCCAGUCAUGGAGCAUGUCACAAACUACAGCCAACAACUUUGCUUAUGAUGAUUCCCCAAAUACACGUUUUCUGCCAGAGUACCUUGCUCUUCAGCCGACUCUGGCACAACCUAGUACUAGAAAUGAAGAAAUGACGUAUCAAGUGUCCUCACCAGAUCACAAAUUACCCAUCCAUCGUAUUAUACGAACAGACUCUCACGUGAUGGAAGGGCACGAGUUUGGGUAUCAUCAAGCACCCUAUGUAAGUCCCCGAGGUGACGCUAUCCGUUAUAGCUCAGCUGGGUACCCACCUCCCAAUGCUGAAGCGCACUUGACACACAACUCGGCCGAUUUAGACGUUGUCUCAAAUCACCAAAGACCACCGCCUGCCAAGCGGGGACCCUUCAAAAGCACAGCUGAGCGGGAGAGGACAGCUGAGACACGAAAAAUUGGUUCUUGCAUCCGUUGUAGGAUGCAAAGGAUUCGGUGCGAAAUCAACCCAGACGACAAAGUAGGGACAUGCUUGACUUGCUCUAGGGUGACGACUACGAAAUCAUACCGCUUGCCUUGCCUUCGCUACAAAAUCACGGACGUGAGACUCUUCAAGCCAGGCAACGUCAAGGGACAUGAAUGGACUCGGCGGUGGACCGAAGGGAUUGCAGAUGAUAUCUCAAAUUGGGCGUCCGUGGAGACUAGGACGGUAUGCGUGACAGAGGGCUAUGGAUCACGCCCGGUUAAGUUGCGUGUCCGCCAGUUCAUCCCUCAGGAAGGUGAUAAGCUCGAAAGGACCUGGAUGCACCAGGGAAACCAAAGGAGCGUCCAAAUCCCACCAUACGCUAUUGUCAAUCUUGAUGAGGCGAAAUCCAUUUACACAAACUUUAUCAACGAUGAACUCAAGGAGUGCUGCCGCCGUGUCGUCAUCGGCAAAGACAAACUCAUAGGUGGUACCUAUGGUUUGGCUUUGAAGGUGAUGAUGGACGUGUCGACUGAUCAGAAGGAGAGGGACCUGUUGAGCAAGGCAUUUCGGUUAUGGAUGGCAAUUCGAAUGACGACGAAGUCGACACUCAUUGUUGGGCGAGAGCGCCUCGGCAUGAAACCAGACAUUAUGGACGAAACGAGCCCGAUGCGUGGACAAAUUCCAUUACCGCCAGUGAUGGGAGCGCAAAUCGAAUUAGUCCUAAUCCAUCAGCUGCAGACGAAAUGGAGAAGAGAAAUGCUCGAUCAACUGCAAAAUAUGACGCAGGCGAAUAACCAUUCGACGUGGUUGACGAUAUAUCUGGUAACGUUCAUACUAUUGCACAAUGUUUCGCUUCUGUGCCAGCACGAUGCGGCAUAUGCUCAAAAGCAUGGCAUCAGGCGGCCUGAUGGAACGAAGGUGACAUUUGCUCGGGAGGACAUGGUUAAGGAAUACCAAUUAGGUGCCAAUAUCUUGCUUGCGUAUUUCCACUACUGCAAUAAAGGCAUACAUCCUUUCUCCGUGGAUUGUACAGAACAGGAUCUCAGCACACUAGCCAAGUUGGACGCAGGAAAAAUCAAAUUCAUCCAUCAAACAAGGGCGAUUAUCCGUGAACAAAGUGAGUACUGUACUUACUCAGGUCUCGAAGCGGGCGUUUGGCCAGUCCACCCAAUUCCUCCAUGAAUGCCGCAUACAGUAGCUGUUUUGGCUGACCCACCUUUCUGCAGAAAAACGUUGGCAGAAUAUCCGC